GUAGACGACAAUGCGGAACGCAUUGUCGUACCGAAUGACCCUGACCUGCGCGGCAGGAUCAUGUACGAGUAUCACGAUGUCCCCACGGCGGGACACCCAGGACGAGAGAAGACAUACUCCCUUCUCACGCGAGACUUCUACUGGAACCACCAGUGCAAGUGGGUGCGCAAGUACGUUCGGACUUGCGAUGUUUGUCAGCGAGUGAAGCCUGCGCCUCACUCACAGGCUCCUCUGCAGCUACUGCCAACUCCGUCGGAGUGUUGGGAGUCCAUCUCGAUGGACUUCGUGUUUGGUCUUCCGCGCGAUUCCAGGCGGAAGACUGGUAUUGUGGUCUUUGUGGACCGCUUCAGCAAGAUGGUGCAUCUCGCUGCUGUCGCAGCGGAGGUGACCUCCGUACAGACGGCACGUCUGUUAAGAAGAACCACAAGCAGGCGAAACCUGUUGCGACCAGAGACAACGUGUCUGUGCGGGGCACAGACACCGAGAAGACUCACGCACAGGCUGGGCCUGAAGCGAACACACCCGAAGUGUCAGUGA
Molecule: messenger RNA, 537 nt
Organism: Phytophthora megakarya
Lineage: Eukaryota; Oomycota; Peronosporomycetes; Peronosporales; Peronosporaceae
Source: the annotation of a GenBank genome assembly